AUGGCCAUUGUUAACGCUGCAAAGAUAUUGCAGGGGAUACCAAAGCCUUUUCACCAUGAUACCUUGGGGCCUAGUAGCAAAAGAGAGCUUAUUCAGCAAGGAGGGAUGCAAAAAUAUCAGGCUAACAGCUGAACUUGGGAUUUUUCAGUCAACAAGGUGUUACGAAGGCAUCUUCUGUGCAGCAUGCACCUUUGAACAGAUGAACCAAGCUCACCCCAGGCCCCUGCCCAAAUCUGACAGUAUGGAUUGGAGAACAGUAAUUUACGUUAUUUUAUUGAGCUUCACUGUUGUCAAAGCCCUGCCAAGAAGUUAUCGGGACAUAGAGGGAAAAAACAACAUUGGCCAGCGUUUUUCUCAGCUGCAGGAAAAGAAUUUUAAAGCCAUUGCCAUGAUCAUGUUUGCUCAGUAUGUGCAAGGAAGCACGUUUGGCAAAGCAGUUAAAAUGGCUGAAGGCGUCACAGAGCUCGCCAAAACAUGUGCUGCGGCAGCCAGAGACAACCCGGGAUGCCUGAAGCCUUUGGACAGGAUUUUCCUUGAUACAAUAUGCCAGGAGGGAGAUCUUCCCGGGCUCACUGACUGCUGUGCUAAAAACGAUCCUGAAAGAAAUGACUGCUUCCUCUCCCUCAAAAAUUCGAGAGGAUUCGUUACUCCUUUUGAAAGGCCAAAUGCUGAAGCUGCAUGCAGAAAUUAUUCACAGAAUCCACAGCUAUUAACAGGAUAUUUUCUCUACGAGGUUUCCAGAAGGCAUCCUUUCCUCUAUGCCCCAACAAUCCUUUCUGUUGCUCUCCGGUACGAUGACAUGAUGAAGAACUGCUGUGGAAGUGCUGCAGAUCCCCCUCAUGCCCUGGAGGAAUGCUUCCAGAGACAGGUACCAAAGGUAAUGAAGCCCAUCAAAGAAGAUGGCCUGAGGCAGGAGCACACCUGUGGAAUCUUGACAAAGUUUGGAGAAGAGACCUUAAAGACUCUGAAGCUUGCUCAGAUAAGCCAAAAAUUCCCUAAAGCUGAUUUUGUUACUGUUAACAAACUUGUGGUGGAUAUUGCCAACAUGCACAAGGACUGCUGUCGUGGAGAUAUGCUGGACUGUAUGCACCAGAGGGAAGAGAUUCUACACUAUGUCUGCACCAACCAAGACGUCCUCUCCAGUAAAAUUAAGACAUGCUGUGAAAAGCCCCUGUUACAAAGAAGCGAAUGCAUAGUUAAUGCAGAAAAUGAUGACAAACCUGCAGGCUUGUCCCCCCACAUCAGGGAGUUUAUAGAAGACAAUGAAGUAUGCAAACAUUUUGCCGAGGAAAAAGACACACACUUAGCCAGGUUUCUGUAUGAAUAUUCCAGGAGACACCCUGAAUUUUCUGCUCAAAUGCUGUUAAGAAUUGGUAAAGGAUACCAGGACCUACUGAGCGAGUGCUGCAGACCCGGUGCUCCCAAGGACUGCUGCAGCAGAGGGGAGGAAGAACUGAAGAAACAUAUUUAUGAAACUGAAAGUGUCAUGAAGACAAGCUGUGACAUUUACCAAGAGAAGGGAGAUUACUAUUUCCAAAACGAGCUUCUCAUGAGCUUCACCAAGAAGAUGCCUCAGCUGACAUCCGCAGAGCUGAUAAAAUUCACCAAGCAAAUGACUAUGAUUGGCUCCAAAUGCUGCCAGUUGAGCCAGGACAAACUACUGCCAUGUGCUGAGGAAAAUCUGGAUCUUGUGCUUGGAGAAAUAUGUAGAAGACACCUGACUGAUCCAAUAAACCCAGGGGUCUGCCGCUGCUGCAGUAGCUCCUAUGCUUCCAGGAGGCCAUGCAUAGGGAAACUGGAGAUUGAUGAGAAUUAUGUGCCCUUAUCAUUGACUCCUGGUCUGUUCACUUUCCGCGAAGACUUGUGUACAACUGUAGAAGAAAAGUUACAGCACAAAAAGCAGGAAAUGCUCAUCAACCUCAUCAAAUACAAGCCUCAGAUCACCCAGGGACAGCUGAGCUCUGUCACAGCGGCCUUCGCUGCCAUGAGGGAACAGUGCUGCAAGGAAGAAAACCCUGAGGCAUGUUUUGGGAAAGAGGGUCCAGAACUUAUAAAAAGAAGUGAAAAGCUGUUGUCAGCAUAA
Messenger RNA from Colius striatus (speckled mousebird), 2083 nucleotides. Its product is annotated as alpha-fetoprotein. The record is from RefSeq and is a predicted model, not a curated record. Lineage: Eukaryota; Metazoa; Chordata; Aves; Coliiformes; Coliidae. The coding region runs from base 56 to 2083 and encodes 675 amino acids. Gene Ontology annotation, cellular component: blood microparticle; cytoplasm. Gene Ontology annotation, biological process: transport. The transcript is spliced from 15 exons.